AUGGCAAUCGUCGAUGAGGCUCCCGGGCUCGAAGUUCAUGUCCAAGCUGAUGGCAACCCGCUUCGCGAGUACAUCGACCGCCAUACCACCGUAUCGGAAGCUAUCUCCGAAAGCUACAUCGAAGCCAAGUCAGACUCAACAUUCGAAGUUCACUAUUCUUUCAAGGCGCCGUUCCCCGUCGACCGUCCUGUGUCUAUGAUCGUCACCAUCGACGGCAAGGAUGUUGAUGAGCCGCUUAUUCGCCCCGACGAGCUGUACGACGCAAAUGGCCACGUCAGCUCUGGACCGAUAUCGAACGAUGGGAAGGACUGGUUCACGCAGCACUAUCGCUUUUCGCCGCUUGAUAUCAGGGAGUACAGCGAGGGGCGCAUCCCAGAAGACAUGCAGAGCAAACUACAGCCUAUCGGCAUCAUAACUUGCGAGUUCUACUUCCUCGACAACGCAAGACGCAAUCCAAAGAUGGUCUUUGUACAGAAGGAGUUGGAGAAGCUGGAUGCGGUCAACGAGAAGGCUAUUAAGGGCGAGUCGCUGUCGCAUCAGGCAGUUCUCGGCGAUACAGAGCCCACAGAAGAGAUUCAGUACUACGAUGCGGACUAUGCUGAUGGCGGAGAACCGUUUGCGACAUUCCACUUCUACUAUCGCUCACUCGCUGCGCUCAAAGACCUUCACAUAAUCGAACGUACGCCUGAUCCAGUCGACGUUCUCGACAGCGAUGAUAUGGUGCUCGGGCAGUUGAACAGGGAACAACUAGAGUCUAUCGUCCGCCGCUUCAGAGAUCAAGAAGAGACCCGUGUACGCAUGAAGCGCGAGCUUUCCGAUACCUCCACCGUGGCAGGCGACGACCACAACGUCGACAGUCGAGCCAUAGCUUGCGACGACGACUUCAUCGAGAUACGUUCAGUUGAUCUGCGCAAGAAGAGGAAGCUUGAACGUGUCAGACAGAUGCCAAGCGAUGAAACCGAAGUCAUUGUGUUGGACUGA
Molecule: messenger RNA, 981 nt
Organism: Alternaria triticimaculans
Lineage: Eukaryota; Fungi; Ascomycota; Dothideomycetes; Pleosporales; Pleosporaceae
Exons: 5
Coding region: 1-981 (326 amino acids)
Source: RefSeq, a predicted model, not a curated record